Messenger RNA from Prunus mume (Japanese apricot), 474 nucleotides. Lineage: Eukaryota; Viridiplantae; Streptophyta; Magnoliopsida; Rosales; Rosaceae. The record is from RefSeq and is a predicted model, not a curated record.
AUGGAGGCAGGCGGCCAUGGCGUUCAACAAGGAAGAAAAUGGGGGCGGUGGAAUAAACUGUUGGACAUGGAGGAGGCCAAGAACCAGGUCCUGUUUUUCUUGCCAAUGAUUCUUACCAAUGUUUGCUAUUACACGAUCCCCUUGAUAUCUGUCAUGUUUGCUGGUCACCUUGGUGAGCUUGAGCUUGCUGGUGCCACACUUGCCAAUUCAUGGGCCACCGUUACCGGUUUCGCUCUCAUGUGUAUUUUGUUAGAGAAUUAUCAUGGAGGCAGGCGGCCAUGGCGUUCAACAAGGAAGAAAAUGGGGCAGUGGAAUAAACUGUUGGAUAUGGAGGAGGCCAAGAACCAGGUCUUGUUUUUCUUGCCAAUGAUUCUUACCAAUGUUUGCUAUUACACGAUCCCCUUGAUAUCUGUCAUGUUUGCUGGUCACCUUGGUGAGCUUGAGCUUGCUGGUGCCACACUUGCCAAUUCAUGA